Nematostella vectensis (starlet sea anemone) is the source of this 542-nucleotide messenger RNA. RefSeq names its product late histone H2B.L4. NCBI's taxonomy places the organism in Eukaryota, Metazoa, Cnidaria, Anthozoa, Actiniaria, Edwardsiidae. The record is from RefSeq and is a predicted model, not a curated record. The coding region runs from base 75 to 431 and encodes 118 amino acids. The transcript has a single exon. Gene Ontology annotation, molecular function: structural constituent of chromatin; DNA binding; protein heterodimerization activity. Gene Ontology annotation, cellular component: nucleosome.
ACACGAGUGACCAUUAGUCGAGCAAAGGUUGAAACUCAAACUAUUCGUUGACUAGAAACUUUAGAAACGUAGAGAUGCCUCCAAAAGUCAAAGCAGUAAAGAAGGGCGGGAAGAAGCAGGCCGGAGACAAGAAGAAGAGAAAUCGUAGACGCAAGGAGAGCUAUGCUAUCUACAUCUACAAAGUCCUUCGUCAAGUUCACCCCGACACCGGUAUCUCGAGCAAGGCCAUGGGCAUCAUGAACUCGUUCGUGAACGACAUCUUCGAGCGCAUCGCUGGUGAAGCUUCCCGCCUGGCGCACUACAACAAGAAGUCCACCAUCUCUUCCCGAGAAGUCCAAACGGCCGUUCGUUUGCUUCUCCCCGGUGAGCUUGCCAAGCACGCCGUGAGCGAGGGAACCAAGGCCGUCACCAAGUACACCAGCAGCAAGUGAACGGCACAAUCCGUGCUGCACCAAACAACGGCUCUUGUAGGAGCCACACUUUUGUAAAAGUGAAUGCUCAUGGCUCUAACCAGUUUACUGUGUAAAGUUGAAUAAACAUGG